Molecule: messenger RNA, 963 nt
Organism: Naegleria gruberi
Lineage: Eukaryota; Heterolobosea; Eutetramitea; Acrasida; Naegleriidae
Exons: 1
Coding region: 1-963 (320 amino acids)
Molecular function (GO): GTPase activity; GTP binding
Source: RefSeq, a predicted model, not a curated record
AUGCAUCAAGAUUGUUGGGCUGAAAUUAUUCCAUUUUUGCAACCGAUUGAUGUUUUAGCUUCCCUCCUCACAAUCAAUCAUAGCCUUCACAAUUUAAUUAAAAAAUUGUGUAUUGUUACUUUUGAUAGAAUUUCCCAAUUUACAGCUGGUUGUUGUUCUGAGUUGAAAAUUUCAUUUAAUUGUCAUGAUGAUUUUGAAAAUAUUGAAAAGAUUAAUCAUGAUGUUCCAAUAUAUGGGAAUGUAAAAUAUUUCAUCCGAUUAUACUUGUUAAAAUUAUCCUUAAAAUUAGGAAAUCAGGAUCCUGAGAACGGAGAUCUCAAUGUAAUUUCAGACAUUUUGAAUAGUUCAGAAUUGAAAUUGUUGAAUUUCUAUCGAUCUGUCUUUACUGAAUUUAAAUUUCCACAACAGAAAAAUCCAUCAACAAUUGCUUAUUGUGUGGUGGGAGAGGCUGGAGUUGGAACGUGCUACUUUUGUGAAUUUGUUCGGUUUGGAAAAAAGUCAUAUAGUUUGCGAUAUGGAUUUGAAUCCUUUUACAAAAAAUUUACAAUUCCAAACGAGAUAGAAUGGCAACAGCAAAUUUGGAUACCAGAUGGAUCUGAAAGGUUCUAUUCGAAACAAGAUGUUAUCCAAAGAUACAAAAAAUAUGAUAAGAGCAUGUAUAUUCUUCCAUGUUUUUCAAUGAAUUAUGAAACGUCAUUUCAAACAGUAGGAGAUUGGGUUUCAAUUAUUAGAGAUACUCUUGGAAUAAUUGUUGGACUCAGUACUACAGAUUUCUCACUAGAUCCUCUUGAAGAAAAGAAAGUUAGUUUGAACGAUGCUGUGAGGAAGGCAUUCGAACUUGGAUUUUCAGUAUUUGUGGAAUCUGAUGACAAUCACAUAUUUACUCCAUUUUGGUUCAUUCAAUUGCAAUCCACCUAUUUCACUUUUAAUAAGAAUGAUAAUUGGGAUUGUUCUCUAAUGUAA